Penicillium bovifimosum is the source of this 1119-nucleotide messenger RNA. RefSeq lists its product as uncharacterized. The transcript has 7 exons. The record is from RefSeq and is a predicted model, not a curated record. Lineage: Eukaryota; Fungi; Ascomycota; Eurotiomycetes; Eurotiales; Aspergillaceae. Gene Ontology annotation, molecular function: antiporter activity. The coding region runs from base 1 to 1119 and encodes 372 amino acids. Gene Ontology annotation, cellular component: endosome; Golgi apparatus; trans-Golgi network.
AUGGCCAACGGUCGCUCGUCGCAGGAUGAGCGUAAGCUCGAGAGUGGUUCAACUGCCCCUCAGGACAAGGGCCUCCACCCGGCUUUCUACAUUGCUCUUUGGAUUACCCUCAGUUCCAGUGUCAUCCUGUUCAACAAAUGGGUUCUGGCGAGUGCCAAGUUCAACUUCCCGUUGUUCUUGACCACCUGGCACAUGGUAUUCGCCACGGCGAUGACCCAGAUCCUCGCCCGGUUCACCAAUGUGCUGGACUCGCGUCACAAGGUCCCCAUGAACCCGGCUACCUAUACUCGUGCCAUUGUGCCCAUUGGUAUCAUGUUCAGUUUGAGUCUGAUUUGCGGUAACUUGGCAUACCUCUACCUGAGUGUUUCCUUCAUCCAGAUGCUCAAGGCUACCAACGCUGUCGCAACCCUCCUGGCCACCUGGGCUUUCGGAAUCGCUCCUACCAACAUGAAGACUCUCGGCAAUGUGUCUCUCAUUGUUGUCGGUGUUGUGAUCGCCUCGUUCGGCGAGAUCAAGUUCGACAUGUUGGGUUUCCUCAUCCAGGUCGCCGGUAUCGUCUUCGAGGCCCUACGUCUGGUCAUGGUCCAGCGUCUGCUUAGCUCCGCCGAGUUCAAGAUGGACCCCUUGGUCUCUCUGUACUACUACGCUCCCGCUUGUGCCGUCACCAACGGUAUCGUCACUCUCUUCGCUGAGGCUCCCCGUCUCACCAUGGGUGACAUCUACGGUCUCGGUGUCGGCACCCUUAUUGCCAACGCACUGGUUGCCUUCCUUCUUAACGCCUCCGUUGUCUUGCUGAUUGGCAAGACCUCCGCCGUCGUCCUGACCAUGGCCGGUAUCCUCAAGGACAUCCUCCUUGUCGGCGCCUCCAUGUUCAUCUUCCGCGACCCCGUUACUGCCCAGCAGUUCUUCGGUUACUCCAUUGCCCUGGCUGGUCUGGUGUACUACAAGCUCGGCGCUGAGAAGUGCCAGAGCCUUAUGACGGAUGUGCGCCUCCAGGUUGGCGAGUACAACCGCAGCAACCCCGCCCGCUUCAAGGCCAUCGCCAUCGGUGUGCCUUGCGCUCUUGUUCUGCUCAUUCUGUACAGUGGCAGCUCGACCCCUGCUCAGGUGACUGUCUGA